GAACAUUCUGGAGAAUGCCAGCUGUGAAGCGGACACGCUCGGCUGGAGAGAGAGUCAUGAAUGGCAAAAACGUAAUAAAGCCUGAAGCGAAGGGGCAGACUGAAGAAGAAAUGAGAAAGCUUAGUAUUAGAGACUCCUUGAAAUCUUUCUUUGAGCCUCAUCUUCAUCCUGACAAUGGUGAAAUGCUCAAAGUAACAAAAACUGAAAUAGAUGAGAAAGUGGACAAAAUCUUGGGAAUUGUUGAGAGUGGAGAUUUUGAGGAAGAUGAAUCCAAAAGAGUAGUGGUUGCAGAGUUAGUGAAGGAAUUCUACAAAGAGUAUGAGUCCUUGUAUAGCCAAUACGAAGAUCUAACGGGUGAGAUCAGGAAAAAAGUCCAUGGGAAAGGAGAUGACGAGAGUUCUUCUUCUUCGAGCUCAGACUCUGACUCUGAUAAGAAGAGCAAGAGAAACGGGCGGGUCGAGAAUGACAUGGACUCGGUUAAGAAACAGAUCGAAGCUGCAAAUCUUGAAAUCGCUGACCUGAGAAGGAAGUUAGCAACAACUGUUGAAGCAAAAGAAGCUGUAGAAUCAGAGCACCAAGAAACUUUGAAGAAGUUAGAGGAAUCAGAAGAGAUCUUUGGUAAUCUGAGGCUUGAAACUGAGAAGUUAGCGACUGAGAACAAAGAACUGAACCAGAGACUGGACGUUGCAGGCGAGACGGAAUCCGAUCUGAAGAAAGAGAGAGAUGGACUGGAAGCAGAGCUUGAUAAGAAGUCUAAAGAUGACGAGAGUGCACUGGAAGCAAACAACCGUCUACAGGCGCAAAAGAACGAAACCGAAGCAGAGCUAGAAAGAGAGAAGCAGGAGAAAGCAGCGUUACUGAAUCAGAUAAACGAUGUGCAGAAAGCAUUGUUAGAGCAAGAAGCUGCAUACAACACGCUGAGCCAAGAACACGAACAGAUCAACGGUUUGUUCCAAGAACGAGAAGCAACGAUCAAGAAGCUAACUGAUGAUUACAAACAAGCCCGGGAGAUGUUGGAAGAGUACAUGUCGAAGCUGGAGGAGACAGAGAGAAGAAUGCAAGAGACGGGUAAAGAUGUUACGUCGAAGGAAAGUGAGAUUGUAGAUCUCGAAGAGACGAUGGAGAGUCUACGUAACCAAGUAGAGAUGAAAGGAGAAGAGAUAGAGAGUUUGAUGGAGAAAAUGAACGACAUUGAGGUUAAACUGCGUUUGUCAAGCCAGAAACUGAGAGUAACAGAGCAAGUGCUGAGGGAGAAAGAAGAGGAGAUGAAGAGCAUAGAAGCUAAGCAUUUAGAGAAGCAAGCAUUGCUCGAGGAGAAAAUCGCCAUGACUCACGAAACAUAUCGUGGUUUGAUCAAAGAGAUUUCAGAGAGAGUGAAUUCGACAAUUGUGACUCGGUUCCAAACACUGUCUGAAAAACUUGAGCAGACGCACGGAAGCUAUGCGGAAACGGUGGUUGAAGCAACGAAGAUGCUUUUGAAGGCGAAGAAGUGUUUGACAGAGAUAAAGAAGGAGAAGGAAGAGAUGGAGAAGAAGCUUGAAUGUAAAGUAAGAGAAGAAGGGAUAGAGAAGGAGAAGCUGAAGGAGACAUUGUUGGGAUUAGGAGAGGAAAAGAGAGAAGCGAUAAGACAGUUGUGUGUAUGGAUCGAACUCCAUAGAGACCGUUGUGAGUAUCUUGAAGAGGUUUUGUCCAAAAUGGUUGCGGCAAGAGGACAAAGACGGUCACAACGAGCAUGGAUUUGGAUUGUUGGUGAGAAAGUUCUUGUGAAACUGUACCAACUUGGAUGGCCCGAGAUGGAGUCAAGAUCGACCUCUGGUGUGGUGCGUCGUAUCCGUCCAUUGGCAGGAACGUUCAGAUAUUAUCCGUACACUGUAAGGAAGGGCUCUGGGAAGGAGGAGAUGAAGGAAGAGGUUGUACGACUAGGAGUUGAGCUCUCACUCUGUGUAGCCGAGUCGAUAUUGCUACUCUCUGAUGACAUUCGUACUAUGCUUUGGUUCUGCUUUAGGUUAUGGAGGGGUUUGAUAUCGUACCGGAAACCAAUGUUGGAGAGGCUGCUCCUGGUCAUUCACCACGUCUACUUAAGAGAUAUCAAACCCAAGAACGGUGUGUACAAGGAGGGUGGAAGCUCGGUGCACUGGGAACUGAUCAGGACCACGUGGAAGGAUUUGGCGGACGGAGUCAUAGUCUUGCAUCGCCUUGAAACCGUUCUCCGAAGAAAAGAAAGCUCUUUUGAUGAUCGAGUACUAUCGUCAGCUGUUGCGAAAUACAAGCAGCAAGUGCUGAAGAAGCUCCAGUGUAAACUGAGGCCGAGUGGGUUUGGGAGGGAGACGAUAGAGAACAUUUGGAAGUCUCUCUUUGACGAAGAAGAAGCAACAAUAACCACAGAGGUAAGGAGUAGGAUUCUUGGCGACCUGUUUACGCCUAUCUUGGGCAAGCCAGUCCAUUGCGAGGUAGUGGCGCUGCCUGUGUCUUCUCCUUACAUUCUAGGGAAGAGUUUUUCUAUGAAGGAUCUGGAAGAAGAGGUUGUGCGACUAGGAGUUGAGCUCUCCCUGUAUGUGGCUCAAUCAAUGUUCUUGUUGUGUGAUGACAUACGCACUAUGUUAGAGUUCUGCUUUAAGUUAUGGAGACGUGUGGUAUGCCAGAGUCCCGUGUCAGAAAGGCUGCUUCGUGUCAUUCAUUAUGUCUACUCAGAAGGCAUCAAACCGAAGAAGGGUGUGUGUCUGGAUUGUGGAAACUCGGUCCACUGGGAAUUGAUCAAGACCACUUGGGAGGAUUUUUCUGACGGAAUCAUAAUCUUGGAUCGUCUUGAUAGGGUUCUCAGGAGUAAAAACCGCUCUUCUCAUGAUGCUCUAUUGACGUCGGCAAUCGAAAAAUACAAGCAGCAAGUGCUGAAGAAUCUCGAGGAUAAACUGAGGUGCGCAAAGGCUGCUUCGGAGGCGAGUGGGUUUGUGAGGGAGACGAUACAGUCUACCAUUUUCGACUUGUGGAAGCCUCUGUUUGAUGAAGAAGCAACAUGCAAAGUGAUGAUGAGUAGGAUGGAUAGCGACCUGUUUACGCCUAUUUUCGGCAAACCAUUGCGUAGCGAGAUAGUGGCCCUGCCUGUAUCUUCUCCUUACAUUCUAGGGAAUGAUUUUGAAACGCAGGAACUGGAAGAAGAGGCUGUGCGACUAGGAGUUGAGCUCUCCCUAUAUCUAGCUGAGUCGAUGUUCCUCUUGUGUGACGACGUACGUAGCAUGUUACGGUUCUGCUAUUGGUUAUGGAGAGGGACAAAAAUGAUGGCGCCUGCUCGUAACGAGAGUCCUGCCGUGGGGAGGCUGCUUCGUGUUAUGCAAUAUGUCUACACAAAAUAUAUCAAACCGAAGAAAGGAGCAUAUCAGAAUGAUGGCAACGAUUCAUUGGUCAGGACGAUUCGGUCCACUGGGAAUUACUUUAAGCAUGCAUUUAUAGCUCUUGAACGCCUCUUCUACUUUCUCAAAGUAGGAACGAGAUGUGGCCGAGGGCAUGCGCUUUUUAUUGAAGGAGGGGUGAAGGAGGUAGAGCAGAAGUUGUGGUGUGUGAAGGGUGUUGCAGAGGCCAAUGGGUUUGCCAGAAAUGUGAUGGAGUCUAAGUUUUUGGAAAUGUGGGAGUCUCUCCUUGACAGAGAACCCAAGGAAUCUAAACUCACUCUCCAAGCCAUAAACAAAGGACUCGUGAAGCAGAGAAGCCUUUUCCGCCUUCACAUAUGCUUCUUUGAGCUUGAGAAGAAGUCUAAAGAUGACGAGAGUGCACUGGAAGAAAACAACCGUCUACAGGCGCAAAAGAACGAAACCGAAGCAGAGCUAGAGAGAGAAGCAGGAGAAAGCAGCAAAAGCAUUGUUAGAGCAAGAAGCUGCUUACAACACGCUGAGCCAAGAACACGAACAGAACGAGAAGCAACGAUCAAGAAGCUAACUGAUGAUUACAAACAAGCCCGGGAGAUGUUGGAAGAGUACAUGUCGAAGCUGGAGGAGACAGAGAGGAGAAUGCAAGAGACGGGUAAAGAUGUAACGUCGAAGGAAAGUGAGAUUGUAGAUCUCGAAGAGACGAUGGAGAGUCUACGUAACCAAGUAGAGAUGAAAGAAGGAGAGAUAGAGAGUUUGAUGGAGAAGAUGAACAACCUUGAGGUUAAACUGCGUUUGUCAAGCCAGAAACUGAGAAUAACAGAGCAUAAAGAUGGAUUUGGAUUGUUGGUGAGGUUUGUA
Thlaspi arvense is the source of this 4220-nucleotide messenger RNA. The record is from the annotation of a GenBank genome assembly. Lineage: Eukaryota; Viridiplantae; Streptophyta; Magnoliopsida; Brassicales; Brassicaceae.